Molecule: messenger RNA, 1881 nt
Organism: Schistocerca serialis cubense
Lineage: Eukaryota; Metazoa; Arthropoda; Insecta; Orthoptera; Acrididae
Product: CCA tRNA nucleotidyltransferase 1, mitochondrial
Exons: 10
Coding region: 236-1639 (467 amino acids)
Biological process (GO): RNA processing
Molecular function (GO): nucleotidyltransferase activity; RNA binding
Source: RefSeq, a predicted model, not a curated record
GAUCUCUAUACUAGUAUGGAGAUCACUGGUGUACGCGGAUGUACGCUUUCUUCAAGUUAUCUUUGAAAUACUCGUGUCUCAUUGUUUGUUGACAAAUUGCCGGUGAAGUAGUGUGACAGUGUAGUUCUGUGUGAGAACUGCUUUGUUGACGCUGACAGUGUUGCAGACUAUUGUUAUUAACUCAUGUGUAGAAUUUUUAGACAUGGCAUUUAGUAACAAUUAUCGAUGUUGAAACAUGUUUGUUAAUACAGUGCAGUUAUUAAGUAGAGCAGGAAGACUCUCUCUUGCGAACUAUGUGAUUCAAGGGACAGUACUUCAACGAUUACUGUAUUGUUCACAAUAUACGAUCAUCAAAUCAUCAGCAAGCACUAUGGCUGGAGAAAGAUCGGAAACAUUUAAAAUAGACACUCCAGAAUUUCAUGCUUUGUUUACGCCUGAAGUGGACGCGUUAUCAGCCCUUUUCAAGAAAUACGGUUAUGAACUGAGAAUAGCAGGUGGAGCAGUAAGGGACUUGCUGAUGAAAAUCAAUCCAAAGGAUCUUGACUUCGCCACUACUGCCACACCAGAUCAAAUGAAAGAUAUGUUUGAGACAGAGGGUGUGAGAAUGAUCAAUAUGAAAGGAGAAAAACAUGGAACAGUCACUCCACGAAUAAAUGACAAGGAAAAUUUUGAGGUAACUACAUUGCGUAUUGAUGUUCGAACAGAUGGGCGCCAUGCUGAUGUGGAGUUUACGACUGAUUGGAAAUUGGAUGCAAAUCGUAGAGAUCUUACUAUCAAUUCCAUGUUUCUUGGUCUCGAUGGAACUGUCUAUGAUUACUUUGAUGGAUAUAAUGAUCUACUGAAAAGAAGAGUUGUAUUUGUAGGUAACCCAAAUAUUCGCAUUCAGGAAGAUUAUUUGAGAAUACUUCGAUACUUCAGAUUUUACGGCCGAAUUGCAGAACAUCCAGAUAAACAUGAAGAAAAGACACUUGAAGCAAUUAGAAAUAAUGCUGAAGGCUUAGCGCGCAUUUCAGGAGAGAGGAUUUGGAGUGAACUUCACAAAAUACUUGAAGGGAACUAUGGAGGCGAUUUAAUGCUGAAAAUCUUAAGUCUUGGUAUUGGACCAUAUAUUGGUUUACCCAGUGAUCCAAACAUUGAAGAACUUCAAGCAGUAUGGAAGAGACGUGGAAGUGAGGGGUUUAAAGCAAUGACUUUACUAACAUCACUGCUUAGAAGCCAAGAACAGGUUAUGAAUUUCCACGGACGUGUGAAACUGUCAGCAUAUGACCGUGAUUUGGGUCUAUUCAUUGUAGAAAAUCGAGAAGACAAAAUAUCAGUAAAUCCAUUGAGGCCGUAUCAGGCAUUGGUCAUUAACUCAAAAUAUAAAGCUCCUGACUGCAGAGAUUAUGCAAGAGAAGUUCUCAAAUAUAGAGGUGACCAUCAGCUACUGGCUGAAUUUGACAGUUGGGAACUCCCAAGAUUUCCAUUAAAUGGCAACAUGUUAAGGGAGAAAGGUGUUCCAGGAGGGAAGAUUACUGGGCUGGUAAUGAAACAGCUGAAAGAAAUAUGGAUUGAAAGUGAUUUCAACAUGUCCCCAGAAGAUUUACUGGCUCAGAUACCAGCUAUUGCCAAUACACUAGGAAUUGACAUAAAAAGAUAAAAUGAGCAGUAAUAAAGAUACUUAUUUCGAUUUAUUAAAAGAAUAACUGUCCCAUUCUUGUAAACAAUUUUAUACUGUAACAAACAAACUAUGUGCAAAAUGUUACUGCAAAGCAAUAGUGGGGCAGCAGCAAGACACUGGAUUCACUCUUAAAGCUCAGAUCUCUAACUGACCAUCCAGAUUUAGGUUUUCUGUAUUGUCCUCAGUCUCCUAAUUAAAAUGUUGUAUUGAUUCUUUUGGAA